AUGCUGUGGCUGGGCCACGAGCACGGGUUCCGCCGAGGCCGCCGACACGCGAGCGAGUCGGCGGGAGUCGGCACAGAUUGCAGACUACGCCGUCCCCAAGACAUGGACGUGGUGAAGGAGGUCCCGGGCGUGGUGAAGGAGGUCCCGGGCGUGGUGAAGGAGGUCCCGGGCGUGGUGAAGGAGGUCUCGGGCGUGGUGAAGGAGGUCCCGGGUGUGGUGAAGGAGGUCCCGGGCGUGGUGAAGGUCUCGGGCGUGGUGAAGGAGGUCUCGGGCGUGGUGAAGGAGGUCCCGGGCGUGGUGAAGGAGGUCUCGGGCGUGGUGAAGGAGGUCCCGGGCGUGGUGAAGGAGGUCCCGGGCGUGGUGAAGGAGGUCCCGGGCGUGGUGAAGGAGGUCUCGGGCGUGGUGAAGGAGGUCCCGGGCGUGGUGAAGGAGGUCCCGGGCGUGGUGAAGGAGGUCUCGGGCGUGGUGAAGGAGGUCCCGGGCGUGGUGAAGGAGGUCCCGGGCGUGGUGAAGGAGGUCCCGGGCGUGGUGAAGGAGGUCUCGGGCGUGGUGAAGGAGGUCCCGGGCGUGGUGAAGGAGGUCCCGGGCGUGGUGAAGGAGGUCCCGGGCGUGGUGAAGGAGGUCUCGGGCGUGGUGAAGGAGGUCCCGGGCGUGGUGAAGGAGGUCCCGGGCGUGGUGAAGGAGGUCCCGGGCGUGGUGAAGGAGGUCCCGGGCGUGGUGAAGGAGGUCUCGGGCGUGGUGAAGGAGGUCCCGGGCGUGGUGAAGGAGGUCCCGGGCGUGGUGAAGGAGGUCCCGGGCGUGGUGAAGGAGGUCCCGGGCGUGGUGAAGGAGGUCCCGGGCGUGGUGAAGGAGGAAGAGCCUGACAGUGAAGAAGAUCUGUGGUCAGAUGUAGAUGUUCCUGCCGAGCCUAAACCAAGGAGGAAGAAACGUCCCAAGAAAAUAGGCUACGGCAGGAGGGUUAGUAAAUUUUUCUUGUAGAACGAAGAUCACACACACACACACACACACACACACACACACACACACACACACACACACACACACACACACACACACACACACA
Penaeus monodon (black tiger shrimp) is the source of this 1063-nucleotide messenger RNA. RefSeq names its product MAGE-like protein 2. NCBI's taxonomy places the organism in Eukaryota, Metazoa, Arthropoda, Malacostraca, Decapoda, Penaeidae. The transcript is spliced from 3 exons. The record is from RefSeq and is a predicted model, not a curated record. The coding region runs from base 1 to 978 and encodes 325 amino acids.